CGGUUGUACAGACUACCAUGACAAUGCAGAAUUGUAGACUACUUGUUGUACUCACCGUAGGCAUAUAGAUAUUAUAUUCUUUACUUACUGCUACUUUUUAUUUUUUAACACCAGUCCACUAAUUCCCAUGAGCAUUUAUUGUGAGAGGGUUCAUUUUUUAUCUCAUAAAGUUGUGCCAUCUACAUACAACUACAGUACAAGACGUGUACAACCGCCAACCGGUAGAUAAGUAUAGCGAGUACCGUCAACCGUUGAACCGUGAUGAUGGAUUCUAAACCCAGUUUAUUUAUCCCAUCGACUAGUGCAACUAUUGCUGAACUGAAUGCUGAGGGAUCCAGUAAAUCAAAAUAUAAAUCAACCUAUAUAAAUAACUCUGUCAAAGCAUAUUAUGAAGACCUACAAUUAUUACGGGAAGAUGAAUAUUCAUGUGAUAUAAAACUAAAAGCUGAUGAUGAUACAAUUGUUUUUGGACAUAAAAUUGUAUUAAUGUCUGGUAGUCACUAUUUCCAGGUUAUGUUCUCUGAUUUUAGUGAACGCAAUAAAGAUAUUGUUUAUAUUAGAGAUGUAAAAUCCACCGUGUUAAAAUUAAUCGUAGAUUAUUUCUACACUCUGAAGAUUGUUAUCAGCGAUGAAAACGUACAGGAUUUGUUAACGGCAGCAAUUUUCUUACAGGUGGACUGGGUAAAAAGUGCAUGUGCUAAGUUUGUACAGAAGCGACUGGAUCUAUUCAAUUGUUUUAGUUUUAGAUCAUUUGCUAAUUUUUAUAGCUGUUUGGAACUGUUUUCUUAUUGUGACUUAUACAUAAGUAAAAACUUUAUAGAUGUGGUUAAAGGUGAAGAAUUUUUAUCUCUAUCUACUGAAGAAUUAAUAAAGUUCUUAUCGGAUAAUGUUCUUAACGCACCUGAAGAAGAAGUAUUUGAAUGUGUUAUUAAAUGGGUUAAGCAUGCGUUAAAUGUUAGAUAUGAUAGCUUGCCUCAAGUUAUGGAACAUGUACGUCUGCCAUUAGCAUCUUUAGAGUUCAUAUCAAAUAAUGUGGUCGAAGAACCUCUUUUUAAAAAUCUUCCUAAAAGUAAAGAUUAUUUAACUGAAGCUUUUCAAUUUCAUGCACUUAAGAUACCACGCCGAAAAAUUACACAAACUAUUCGAAAUACGCCUAGACUGUCUGGACAAAAAGUUUUUCUAGUGUUCAGUAGUCCAUGGUACAACCACUGGUAUGAUCCAAAAACCAAAAAGUGGGAUCGUUUACCAGACUGUCUGGAGAUUAUUAGUUAUGAUGACUUUUAUCAUAUAGAUUUAAUUAAAGAACAUUUUGUUGUUUCUAUUUCAAACCCAUUUUUAAGAAUAAUUAAAUUAUCUUUAAAACCAACAAUGAUAUGUGUAACUGGUACGUUAGUUCCAAGAAGAAAUUUUGGGUUUGGUGUAUUAGAUCAUUAUUUAUAUGCAGUUGGCGGUUGCGGAAAAGAUGGAAAAGAAUAUUUGAAUAGUGCAGAAGUUACAGAUAUAAAUAAUCGAGAAAGCAGAAUGAUAGCUAAUAUGUCCACUAAGAGAAGUAAUUUAGGUGUUGGUGUACUCAAUGGACUUUUAUAUGCAGUAGGAGGAAGUAAUGAUGAUUCAAUGCAAUUAAAAUCUGUUGAAUGUUACGAUCCAAGUGUUGAUACUUGGAUACCAGUUGCCGAAAUGAGAGAAUGCCGGUCUGAUGUUGGUGUAGGUGUAAUGGAUGGUGUAUUAUAUGUCGUUGGUGGUAAAUAUGGAGAUAGAUGUCUUUCAAGUGUUGAAGCGUAUAAUCCAAAUACUGGAGUUUGGACUUCUAUUGCUAAUAUGCAUAUUGCUCGAAGCGGUUCUAGUGUAAUUGCAUUAGAUCGUUUAUUAUAUGUUAUCGGUGGAUAUGAUGGUGAAUCUGUUAUGACAUAUCCUAAAGUGGAUCCAACCCUGUUGAGUAAUGUAAAAAUGAGCAAUGUGUUGAAUUCUAUAGAAAUAUACAACCCCGACACUGAUACCUGGUCCAUCGAAAAUAUUUAUAGCAGGAUGACUGCAAUUUUUGGAGUAUUAAUUGUUGAUAAGACAUUAGUCACCGAAUGUCUUAAAUUUCAUAAAUAAUAUUUUAUCUAUGUUAAAUCUUAGAUCAUAUGAAGGCCUCGGUGCAAAAACCAGAUACGUCCAUUUUUCAUAAUGUUCAGGAAACACAAAAAACUAUCUAUAAAAUUGGGAAAUGAACCAAAAAUUAAAAACGUGGUGUUAUUCUUUUUGUAAGAUUAAGAUACAUCACUUAAACAAGUUCUCUUUGGUUUGAAUUUAAUAUCCAUAAAAAUAUUUAUAAUAAACUAAAAAAUUAUGAUAAUUAGAUUUUCAAUGGUCGCAAUAACCAGAUACGUCCAAUUUUUUUUUGGGACGUAUCUGGUUAUUGCAACCAACUAAUCAACAAAAUAUUUUACUGUAGUCAAUACGUCCACUUAUAUCUGGUUAUUGCAAUCAAUGAAAGUCUAAAGAUCAAAAUUUAUAUGGAAGUGUCGGGUGCAAAAAAAAAAUGGAUAUAUACUAUUUCAAUGAAUAUGUCCGGACGUAUCUAGUUAUUGCACCCAACAGAAAUUUAAAAA
Acyrthosiphon pisum (pea aphid) is the source of this 2594-nucleotide messenger RNA. Its product is annotated as kelch-like protein 2. Gene Ontology annotation, molecular function: protein binding. The record is from RefSeq and is a predicted model, not a curated record. Bases 262 to 2097 code for a protein of 611 amino acids. Lineage: Eukaryota; Metazoa; Arthropoda; Insecta; Hemiptera; Aphididae. The transcript is spliced from 11 exons.